Molecule: messenger RNA, 978 nt
Organism: Paramecium sonneborni
Lineage: Eukaryota; Ciliophora; Oligohymenophorea; Peniculida; Parameciidae
Source: the annotation of a GenBank genome assembly
AUGGAUUAACAAGAUUAGGACUCAUUAUUGGAAAUAUCUGAAUCUGAUCAUUUAACCAAUAUGCUUCUAUCAAAUAAUUUAACUGAUAUCUUUUUAAAUGAUUAUUAUAGCAAAUUUAAGAAUAGUUAAAACAUAUUAGAACCAUCUAUGACUAUGUCAAGAGUGUCUCAAUUAGAUAAAAUCUCGGAUGAUAAUUCAAAUAUUACUCAUAUGAAAGUAGUUCAUGCUUCAGAAAGAUUAGUAUUUGAAUUAUAAAAAAAUUAAGUAUGUCAUCUAUCUUAUAUAGUUAUUAGAAAAUAAAUUGUUAUAAUAAACUAAAUUGAUUUAAGAUUUAUAAGAAUAAAUAGACUCUAAAGAAUUGUAAUUACAAGAAAGCAUUUAAUUAUGUGAAUAACUUUAAUCCUAAUUAGAAAACCAAAAAAAAAUAAACAAAUAGUAAUCAAAAUAAAUAUCAGAACUUAAAUUUGUAAUUAAGUAACUACUCUCUAUAAAUAACUUAGUUCCCUUUCCAAACAACUUAAUUUUAAUAACUUAAAAUAAGAAACUAAUCAAUCAUCUAUAGAAUGUCUUUCUGUUCGACCCUCUUCAUAACCUAGAGGAAAGAAGACAUAUAAUAAUCAUCAUUCUUAUUCAUCUUCUAGAGCUUAUUUCCAAAAAAUUCUAACUGAAGAUACUUAGAAUAUUUCACAUGAUAAAAUUAUUAAGGAUAAAGUCUUAUUGUUUUUAAACACUAAACAAAAAGAUAAUAAAUUAAAUGAAAAAUUAGAUAUCAAAAAAGAAAAAUAUUAUAGAUCAUAAUCCAAUUUUUGGUCAAGCAUAACAACAUCUCCUAAUCCUAGUAAAAUUAAUCAUACAUAAAUUAGCGUCUCUGCUAAUAAAGCAUGUAUUUCUGAUAAAAAAAUUGAAAAUACUCUCACUCUAUUAAAAGCUAUCAAAAUAUAAUGUAAUCAAUUUUAGAACAAUAAAAAAUUAUACUGA